AUCUUUGAGGAAGCUGUCAUUUUGGCGCCGAAUAUUCCAAGUGGUUCGUCAAACCCCAGCGCGGGAGUUGUGUCUCUUUGGGCUCCUUGUGCGGAUGUGUUGUUGUGGAUUUAUGUACGGUCAUAACACAUAGAAGCCCCUGUCGCCGCAACCAUUCCAUCGUCGGUGGAAGGAAGAGUUUGUCUACAUCAACAUGCAACGCAGCAUCGCAUCUUUCUUUCAACCCAAAGGGAAGGACAAGGAUGUCCAGAAGAAAGCCAGUGAUGAAUCAGUGAAAAAGCCUGUCAAAAGCCCGCUCAAAAUCCAGAAUGGCGUCCAGGAAGUGGACUUGUCUGUUAAGAAGGUCAUCAAGCGCAGCCGACAGGUUCUGGACAGCGAUGACGAUGACGCACCGGAAGUGAAAGAGCAAGUAAACGCCAAGAAACAAGAGGAUCAACCGGUUGUGAAAACAGCAAAGGAUGACGUCUUUAAGGCCGUCCCCACCCCGUUGUCUCCCCCGCCAUCCUCUGUUACCCCCAAAACCCCGAGCACUCCCCUAACCCCGGCCUCCUCCAUAUCACCGGGCACCCCCAGAGCCAUAGCACCCUCCCCUGGUGGCAUCACCAAGCGCAAGACAGCGAGGAAGAUGUUCCCCAAGAGGAAGCUUGAUGAGAGUAGCAGUGACGGCCAGAAAGACGAGGCCGAAACCAAGAAGCCGGGAGGUCAGCAAAGCAAGCGAGCCCGAGUGGAGGCCAGUGUCGACAACCCAGGCGAGGUGGAGGAGGACGCCAAGGAAGAAAGCGUCGACAAGGAUGUGACCGAGGAGGUGAGGACAUGUGACAACGAUGAAGCCAGCAGCACUGAUGAGAAAUUGGAGGAGACCGAAAAGAAAAAUGAUCCCAAAGAGGGCAGACAUGAUGACAAAACGGCUGCUGCUGCUGCUGAGGAGCAGGACGAGAAAAAGAAGCCAGAGGAGACCCUAAAAGAGGAGGCCAAGAAAACACCAAUCAGCAGCUUCUUUGCGCCCAGGAAAGCGGCAGUGAAGACGGAGAAGUCUGACAAACGUGAAGGCGAGAAGUACAAGAGGACGUCCUCAGCGGAGAACAGCAAAGAUGCAAAGAGUGAGUUGGCCAACUACGACCCGUCCAGAUCCAACUACCACCCUCUGGACCACGCCUGCUGGGGGAAAGGACACAAAGUGCCCUAUCUGGCGGUGGCUCGGACCUUUGAAAAGAUCGAACAAGACUCCGGAAGACUGAGGAACAUCGAGACGCUGGCCAACCUGUUCCGCUCUGUGGUGCUUCUUUCUCCAGACGACCUGCUGUGCUGCGUGUACUUGUGUUUAAACCAGCUGGGUCCUGCCUACUUGGGGAUGGAACUUGGAGUUGGAGAGACGGUGCUGAUGAAAGCUGUUGCUCAAGCAACUGGGCGACAGCUGGACAAAAUAAAGUCAGAGGCUGCGGAGAAAGGCGACCUGGGCCUGGUGGCCGAGAGUUCCCGUAGCAACCAGCGGACCAUGUUCCAGCCGGCCAGCCUGACAGUUGGGGGCGUGUUCAAGAAACUGAAGGAGAUCGCCAGCAUGAGUGGGAACUCGGCCAUGAAUAAGAAAAUCGACAUCAUCAAAGGCCUCUUUGUGGCGUGCCGAUUCUCUGAGGCCCGCUACAUCGUCAGGUCGCUAGCAGGGAAGCUGAGGAUCGGGCUGGCUGAGCAGAGCGUACUGUCGGCAUUGAGCCAAGCCAUGUGCUUGACGUCCCCCCCAAAAGAUUCUUCUCCCGCCGUGAUGGAUGCCGGGAAGGGGAUGAGCGCCGAGAGCCGGCGGGCUUGGAUGGAAGAGAAGAGCCUCAUUCUCAAGCAGACUUACUGCGAGAUGCCCAAUUACGACAUUCUCAUCCCCAUUCUGCUAAAAGAGGGCAUCGACCAGCUGCCUAAGCACUGCAAGCUCACUCCAGGCAUCCCACUGAGGCCCAUGUUGGCCCACCCCACCAAGGGAGUUGGCGAGGUGAUGAAGAGGUUUGACGAGGCGGCGUUCACCUGCGAGUACAAAUAUGACGGCGAGCGUGCGCAGAUUCACAUUCUGGAAAGCGGCGAGAUUCGCAUAUUCAGCCGCAACCAGGAGGACAACACCAGCAAGUAUCCCGAUAUCAUCUCUCGCAUCCCUAAGAUGAAGAAGGACUCUGUGGUGUCCUGCGUCCUCGACACCGAGGCAGUGGCUUGGGACCGUGAGAAGAAGCAGAUUCAGCCCUUCCAGGUGCUCACCACUCGCAAGAGGAAGGACGUGGAUGCAGCCGAGAUUACAGUCCAAGUGUGCGUGUACGCCUUUGACCUCCUCUAUCUCAACGGCGAGUCGCUGGUGCGGCAGCCGUUGUGUCGACGGCGUACUCUGCUGAGAGAGAGCUUCACCGAGGUGGAGGGAGAGUUUUUGUUUGCCCGAUCCAUCGACUCCGACAACACAGAUGCCAUUGCUGAGUUCUUGGAGCAGUCUGUCCGAGACUCUUGUGAAGGCCUGAUGGUGAAGACGCUGGAGAAGGACGCCACCUAUGAAAUCGCCAAGCGCUCUCAUAACUGGCUGAAGCUGAAGAAGGACUACCUGGAAGGUGUGGGCGACACAGUGGACUUGUGUGUGAUUGGUGCCUACCUGGGAAAAGGCAAGAGAACAGGGACAUACGGAGGCUUCCUGCUGGCCUGCUAUGAUGAAGACAAUGAGGAGUUUCAGACCGUCUGCAAGAUCGGCACCGGCUUCAAGGAUGAAGAUUUGGAGCAACACUACAAGUUUUUAAAGGAACACAUCCUGCCCAAACCGCGUGCCUAUUAUCGCUUUGACCAAUCAGCUGAGCCCGACGUGUGGCUGGAUGCCGUACAGGUGUGGGAGGUGAAGUGCGCUGACCUGUCGCUGUCUCCCGUCUACAAGGCCGCCAUGGGAAUGGUGGAUCCAGAGAAGGGCAUCUCUCUCAGGUUUCCCCGUUUCCUUCACAUCAGAGACGAUAAGAAACCUGAGGAUGCCACGACCGGAGCACAGAUAGCGGAUCUGUACAAGAAGCAACAGCAGAUCCAGAACCAGGGGGACAAAGCGGACCCCGAGGACUUCUACUGACCCAUCCACCAUUAAAAGAAAUCAUUGCAAUCAUCCUGAAUGUAAAUAUCUUUAUUUUUGUUGACUUGAAUAAAAAUAAAGGCUCCUGCCACAUUUUAAAA
Doryrhamphus excisus (bluestripe pipefish) is the source of this 3171-nucleotide messenger RNA. It is a transcript of the gene lig1, whose product is annotated as ligase I, DNA, ATP-dependent. Gene Ontology annotation, cellular component: mitochondrion; nucleus. NCBI's taxonomy places the organism in Eukaryota, Metazoa, Chordata, Actinopteri, Syngnathiformes, Syngnathidae. Gene Ontology annotation, biological process: Okazaki fragment processing involved in mitotic DNA replication; DNA recombination; lagging strand elongation. The record is from RefSeq and is a predicted model, not a curated record. Gene Ontology annotation, molecular function: DNA ligase (ATP) activity; ATP binding; DNA binding.